This is a messenger RNA of Chlorocebus sabaeus (green monkey), 7401 nucleotides long. Lineage: Eukaryota; Metazoa; Chordata; Mammalia; Primates; Cercopithecidae. The record is from RefSeq and is a predicted model, not a curated record.
GCGAGCCCUGCCGGCUGCUUGGCUUCAGACCCGCCGGGCUCCCGCCGCGCGCGCUGUCCCUGGAGCGCGGGGACGCGGCCCGGAGCCGGGAAGAUGGCGAAGCGGCUCUGCGCGGGGAGCGCACUGUGUGUCCGCGGCCCCCGGGGCCCCGCGCCGCUACUGCUGGUCGGGCUGGCGCUACUGGGCACGGCGCGGGCGCGGGAGGAGGCGGGCGGUGGCUUCAGCCUGCACCCGCCCUACUUCAACCUGGCCGAGGGCGCCCGCAUCGCCGCCUCCGCAACCUGCGGGGAGGAGGCCCCGGCGCGCGGCUCCCCGCGCCCCACCGAGGACCUUUACUGCAAGCUGGUGGGGGGCCCCGUGGCCGGCGGCGACCCCAACCAGACCAUCCAGGGCCAGUACUGUGACAUCUGUACGGCUGCGAACAGCAACAGGGCACACCCCGCGAGCAACGCCAUCGAUGGCACAGAGCGCUGGUGGCAGAGCCCACCCCUGUCCCGCGGCCUGGAGUACAACGAGGUCAACGUCACCCUGGACCUGGGCCAGGUCUUCCACGUGGCCUACGUCCUCAUCAAGUUUGCCAACUCACCGCGGCCGGACCUCUGGGUGCUGGAGCGGUCCAUGGACUUCGGCCGCACCUACCAGCCCUGGCAGUUCUUUGCCUCCUCCAAGAGGGACUGUCUGGAGCGGUUUGGGCCACAGACUCUGGAACGCAUCACACGGGACGACGCGGCCAUCUGCACCACCGAGUACUCGCGCAUCGUGCCCCUGGAGAAUGGAGAGAUCGUGGUGUCCCUGGUGAAUGGGCGCCCAGGCGCCAUGAAUUUCUCCUACUCGCCGCUGCUGCGUGAGUUCACCAAGGCCACUAACAUCCGCCUGCGCUUCCUGCGCACCAACACGCUGCUGGGCCACCUCAUGGGGAAGGCGCUGCGAGACCCCACGGUCACCCGCCGGUAUUAUUACAGCAUCAAGGACAUCAGCAUCGGAGGCCGCUGUGUCUGCCACGGCCACGCGGAUGCCUGUGAUGCCAAAGACCCCACAGACCCGUUCAGGCUGCAGUGCACCUGCCAGCACAACACCUGCGGGAGCACCUGUGACCGCUGCUGCCCCAGCUUCAACCAGCAGCCGUGGAAGCCUGCGACUGCCAGCAGUGCCAAUGAGUGCCAGUCCUGCAACUGCCACGGCCACGCCACCGACUGUUACUACGACCCUGAGGUGGACCGGCGCCAUGCCAGCCAGAGCCUGGAUGGCACCUAUCAGGGCGGGGGUGUCUGUAUCGACUGCCAGCACCACACCACCGGCGUCAACUGUGAGCGCUGCCUACCAGGCUUCUACCGCUCUCCUGACCACCCGCUUGACUCGCCCCACGUCUGCCGCCGCUGCAACUGCGAGUCCAACUUCACGGAUGGCACCUGCGAGGACCUGACGGGUCGCUGCUACUGCCAGCCCAACUUCUCUGGGGAGCGGUGCGACGUGUGUGCCGAGGGCUUCACGGGCUUCCCAAGUUGCUACCCGACGCCCUCGUCCUCCAAUGACACCAGGGAGCAGGUGCUGCCAGCCGGCCAGAUUGUGAAUUGUGACUGCAGCGCGUCAGGGACCCAGGGCAACGCCUGCCGGAAGGACCCAAGAGUGGGACGCUGCGUGUGCAAACCCAACUUCCAAGGCACCCAUUGUGAGCUCUGCGUGCCAGGGUUCUAUGGCCCCGGCUGCCAGCCCUGCCAGUGUUCCAGCCCUGGAGUGGCCGAUGACCGCUGUGACCCUGACACAGGCCAGUGCAGGUGCCGAGAGGGCUUCGAGGGGGCCACAUGUGAUCGCUGUGCCCCUGGCUACUUCCACUUCCCUCUCUGCCAGUUGUGCGGCUGCAGCCCUGCAGGAACCCUGCCCGAGGGCUGUGACGAGGCCGGCCGCUGCCCAUGCCAGCCUGGGUUUGCUGGACCUCAUUGUGACCAGUGCCACCCUGGCUACCACGGUUUCCCCAACUGCCAACUGUGCACCUGCGAUCCCCGGGGAGCCCUGGACCAGCUCUGCGGGGCAGGAGGUUUGUGUCACUGCCGCGCCGGCUACACAGGCACCGCCUGCCAGGAAUGCAGCCCCGGCUUCCAUGGCUUCCCGAGCUGUGUCCCCUGCCACUGCUCUGCCGAAGGCUCCCUGCACGCAGCCUGCGACCCCCGGAGUGGGCAAUGCAGCUGCCGGCCCCGCGUGACGGGGCUGCGGUGUGACACAUGUGCGCCAGGUGCCUACAACUUCCCUUACUGCGAAGCUGGCUCUUGCCAUCCUGCCGGUCUGGCUCUGGUGGAUCCUGCCCUUCCUGAGGCACAGGCUCCCUGUGUGUGCCGGGCUAACGUGGAGGGGCCGAGCUGUGACCGCUGCAAACCUGGGUUCUGGGGACUAAGCCCCAGCAACCCCGAGGGCUGCACCCGCUGCAGCUGCGACCCCAGGGGCACGCUGGGUGGAGUUACUGAGUGCCAGCCAGGCACCGGCCAGUGCUUCUGCAAGCCCCACGUGUGUGGCCAGGCCUGUGCAGCCUGCAGGGACGGCUUCUUUGGACUGGAUCAGGCUGACUAUUUCGGCUGCCGCAGCUGCCGGUGUGACGCUGGCGGUGCCCUGGGCCAGAGCUGUGAACCGAGGACGGGUGCCUGCCGGUGCCGCCCCAACACCCAGGGCCCCACCUGCAGCCGGCCUGUGAGGGACCACUACCUCCCGGACCUGCACCACCUGCGCCUGGAGCUGGAGGAGGCCGCCACACCUGAGGGUCACGCUGUGCGCUUUGGCUUCAACCCCCUUGAGUUCGAGAACUUCAGCUGGAGGGGCUACGCGCAAAUGGCACCUGUCCAGCCCAGGAUCGUGGCCAGGCUGAGCCUGACCUCCCCCGACCUUUUCUGGCUUGUCUUCCGAUACGUCAACCGGGGGGCCGUGAGUGUGAGCGGGCGGGUCUCUGUGAGAGAGGAGGGCAGGUCGGCCGCCUGCGCCAACUGCACAGCGCAGAGCCAGCCCGUGGCCUUCCCGCCCAGCACAGAACCUGCCUUUGUCACUGUGCCCCAGAGGGGCUUCGGAGAGCCCUUCGUGCUGAACCCUGGCACCUGGGCCUUGCUUGUGGAGGCUGAAGGGGUGCUCCUGGACUACGUGGCUCUGCUGCCUAGUGCAUACUACGAGGCAGCACUCCUGCAGCUGCGGGUGACCGAGGCCUGCACGUACCGCCCCUCUACCCAGCAGUCUGGCGACAACUGCCUCCUCUACACACACCUCCCCCUGGAUGGCUUCCCCUCGGCCGCGGGGUUGGAGGCCCUGUGUCGCCAGGACAACAGCCUGCCCCGGCCCUGCCCCACGGAGCAGCUCAGCCCAUCGCACCCACCACUGGUCACCUGCACAGGCAGUGAUGUGGAUGUCCAGCUUCAGGUGGCAGUGCCACAGCCGGGCCGCUACGCCCUGGUGGUGGAGUAUGCCAAUGAGGAUGCCCGCCAGGAGGUGGGUGUGGCCGUGCACACCCCACAGCGGGCGCCCCAGCAGGGGCUGCUCUCCCUGCACCCCUGCCUGUACAGCACCCUGUGCCGGGGCACUGCCCGGGAUACCCAGGACCGCCUGGCCGUCUUCCACCUGGACUCAGAGGCCAGCGUGAGGCUCACAGCUGAGCAGGCACGCUUCUACCUGCACGGGGUCACUCUGGUGCCCAUGGAGGAGUUCAGCCCGGAGUUCGUGGAGCCCCGGGUCCGCUGCAUCAGCAGCCACGGAGCCUUUGGUCCCAGCAGUGCCGCCUGUCUGCCCUCGCGCUUCCCGAAGCCGCCCCAGCCCAUCAUCCUCAGGGACUGCCAGGUGAUCCCGCUGCCGCCCGGCCUUCCGCUGACCCACGCACAGGACCUCACGCCAGCCACGUCCCCAACCAGACCCCAGCCUCGGCCGCCCACCGCCGUGGACCCUGAUGUGGAGCCCACUUUGCUGCGUGAGCCCCAGGCCACCGUGGUCUUCACCAACCAUGUGCGCACGCUGGGCCGCUACGCCUUCCUGCUGCACGGCUACCAGCCCGCCCACCCCACCUUCCCCGUGGAAGUCCUCAUCAACGCCGGCCGCGUGUGGCAGGGCCAUGCCAAUGCCAGCUUCUGUCCACAUGGCUACGGCUGCCGCACCCUGGUGGUGUGUGAGGGCCAGGCCCUGCUGGACGUGACCCACAGCGAGCUCACUGUGACUGUGCGUGUGCCCGAGGGCCGCUGGCUCUGGCUGGAUUAUGUCCUCGUGGUCCCUGAGAACGUCUACAGCUUUGGCUACCUCCGGGAGGAGCCCCUGGACAAAUCCUAUGACUUCAUCAGCCACUGCGCAGCCCAGGGCUACCACAUCAGCCCCGGCAGCUCAUCCCUGUUCUGUCGAAAUGCUGCUGCCUCCCUCUCCCUCUUCUAUAACAACGGAGCCCGGCCAUGUGGCUGCCACGAAGUAGGUGCUACAGGCCCCACGUGUGAGCCCUUCGGGGGCCAGUGUCCCUGCCGUGCCCACGUCAUUGGCCGUGACUGCUCCCGCUGUGCCACUGGAUACUGGGGCUUCCCCAACUGCAGGCCCUGUGACUGCGGCGCCCGCCUCUGUGACGAGCUCACGGGCCAGUGCAUCUGUCCACCACGCACCGUCCCGCCCGAGUGCCUGCUGUGCCAGCCCCAGACCUUUGGCUGCCACCCCCUGGUCGGCUGUGAGGAGUGUAACUGCUCAGGGCCCGGUGUCCAGGAGCUCACAGACCCUACCUGUGACACAGACAGCGGCCAGUGCAAGUGCAGACCCAAUGUGACCGGGCGCCGCUGUGAUACCUGCUCUCCGGGCUUCCAUGGCUACCCCCACUGCCGCCCCUGUGACUGUCACGAGGCGGGCACUGCGCCUGGUGUGUGUGACCCCCUCACAGGACAGUGCUACUGUAAGGAGAAUGUGCAGGGCCCCAGAUGUGACCAGUGCAGCCUUGGGACCUUCUCCCUGGAUGUUGCCAACCCCAAAGGUUGCACCCGCUGCUUCUGUUUUGGGGCCACGGAGCGCUGCCGGAGCUCGUCCUACACCCGCCAGGAGUUCGUGGACAUGGAGGGCUGGGUGCUGCUGAGCACUGACCGGCAGGUGGUGCCCCACGAGCGGCGGCCAGGGACAGAGAUGCUCCGUGCAGACCUGCGGCACGUGCCCGAGGUGGUGCCUGAGGCCUUCCCCGAGCUGUACUGGCAGGCCCCACCCUCCUACCUGGGGGACCGGGUGUCAUCCUACGGUGGGACCCUCCGUUAUGAACUGCACUCGGAGACCCAGCGGGGAGAUGUCUUUGUCCCCACGGAGAGCAGGCCGGAUGUGGUGCUGCAGGGCAACCAGAUGAGCAUCACAUUCCUGGAGCCGGCAUACCCCGUGCCCGGCCACAUUCACCGUGGGCAGCUGCAGCUGGUGGAGGGGAACUUCCGGCACACGGAGACUCGCAACACUGUGUCCCGUGAGGAGCUCAUGAUGGUGCUUGCCAGCCUGGAGCAGCUGCAGAUCCGUGCCCUCUUCUCGCAGAUCUCCUCGGCUGUCUCCCUGCGCAGGGUGGCACUGGAGGUGGCCAGCCCAGCAGGCCAGGGUACCCUGGCCAGCAAUGUGGAGCUGUGCCUGUGCCCCGCUAGCUACCGGGGGGACUCAUGCCAGGAAUGUGCCCCUGGCUUCUAUCGGGACGUCAAAGGUCUCUUCCUGGGCCGAUGUGUCCCUUGUCAGUGCCACGGACACUCAGACCGCUGCCUCCCUGGCUCUGGCAUCUGUGUGGAUUGCCAGCACAACACCGAAGGAGCUCAAUGUGAGCGCUGCCAGGCUGGCUUCGUGAGCAGCAGGGAGGACCCCAGUGCCCCCUGUGUCAGCUGCCCCUGCCCCCUCUCAGUGCCUUCCAACAACUUCGCCGAGGGCUGUGUCCUGCGAGGCGGCCGCACCCAGUGCCUCUGCAAACCUGGUUAUGCAGGCGCCUCCUGUGAGCGGUGUGCGCCCGGCUUCUUCGGGAACCCGCUGGUGCUGGGCAGCUCCUGCCAGCCUUGUGACUGCAGCGGCAAUGGUGACCCCAACCUGCUCUUCAGCGACUGCGACCCCCUGACGGGUGCCUGCCGUGGCUGCCUGCGCCACACCACUGGGCCACGCUGCGAGAUCUGUGCCCCCGGCUUCUAUGGCAACGCCCUGCUGCCCGGCAACUGCACCCGGUGCGACUGUACCCCAUGUGGGACAGAGGCCUGCAACCCCCAGAGCGGGCAAUGCCUGUGCAAGGCGGGUGUGACUGGGCAGCGCUGUGACCGCUGUCAGGAGGGACAUUUUGGCUUCGAAGGCUGCGGGGGCUGCCGCCCGUGUGCUUGUGGACCGGCCGCCGAGGGCUCCGAGUGCCACCCCCAGAGCGGACAGUGCCACUGCCGACCAGGGACCAUGGGACCCCAAUGCCGCGAGUGUGCCCCUGGCUACUGGGGGCUCCCUGAGCAGGGCUGCAGGCGCUGCCAGUGCCCUGGGGGCCGCUGUGACCCUCACACGGGCCACUGCACCUGCCCCCCAGGGCUCAGUGGGGAGCGCUGCGACACCUGCAGCCAGCAGCAUCAGGUGCCCGUUCCAGGUGGGCCUGGGGACCACAGCGUCCACUGUGAAGUGUGUGACCACUGUGUGGUCCUGCUCCUGGACGACCUGGAACGGGCCGGCACCCUCCUCCCCGCCAUCCGCGAGCAACUGCGUGGCAUCAAUGCCAGCUCUGUGGCCUGGGCCCGUCUGCACAGGCUGAACGCCUCCAUCACUGACCUGCAGAGCCAGCUCCGGAGCCCCCUGGGCCCCCGCCACGAGACGGCACAGCAGCUGGAGGUGCUGGAGCAGCAAAGCACAAGCCUGGGGCAGGAUGCACAGCAGCUGGGCAGCCAGGCCGCGGGGACCCGAGACCAGGCGAGCCGAUUGCUGGCUGGCACCGAGGCCACGCUGGGCCGGGCGAAGACGCUGUUGGCAGCUAUCCGGGCUGUGGACCGCACCCUGAGCGAGCUCAUGUCCCAGACCGGCCACCUGGGGCUGGCCAAUGCCUCGGCUCUGUCAGGUGAGCAGCUGCGCCGGACGCUGGCCGAGGUGGAGCGGCUGCUCUGGGAGAUGCGGGCCCGGGACCUGGGGGCCCCGCGGGCAGCUGCUGAGGCUGAGUUGGCUGCAGCGCAGAGAUUGCUGGCCCGAGUGCAGGAGCAGCUGAGCAGCCUCUGGGAGGAGAACCAGGCACUGGCCACACACACCCGCGACCGGCUGGCCCAGCAUGAGGCCGGUCUCAUGGACCUGCGAGAGGCCUUGAACCGGGCAGUGGACGCCACGCGGGAGGCCCAGGAGCUCAACAGCCGCAACCAGGAGCGCCUGGAGGAAGCCCUGCAAAGGAAGCAGGAGCUGUCCUGGGACAAUGCCACCCUGAAGGCCACUCUGCAUGGUGCUUGAGAUGGA